Messenger RNA from Thamnophis sirtalis, 1973 nucleotides. It is a transcript of the gene ARL13B, whose product is annotated as ARF like GTPase 13B. Gene Ontology annotation, cellular component: ciliary membrane; non-motile cilium; motile cilium. The record is from RefSeq and is a predicted model, not a curated record. Lineage: Eukaryota; Metazoa; Chordata; Lepidosauria; Squamata; Natricidae. Gene Ontology annotation, biological process: non-motile cilium assembly; receptor localization to non-motile cilium. Gene Ontology annotation, molecular function: GTP binding; GTPase activity.
AGGCCGAAGACUUGGCGCAUUCCUUUUUUUCUCCCCUCUGGCCAGCCUAAUAAAUCACUGUAACAGGGCAGUUCUCAUAAUUCGGUCCGAUUCGUUCAGUACCGGGCUGCUGGGCACCGCUGUUAUUUGCUCUGGCAAUAUUCAAACUGAUCUCUUCAAUCCUGGAUUGAAUAUUCUGGAAUUAGUCAAUAUACCAUGCCUGCAGUUUAUUUGGUGCUCUGAAUGGCUGUUGGAAAGGAAUGUACAGUCUGAUGGCCAAUUGCUGCAGCUGGCUAAAACGGUGGCGAGAACCCCUCAGGAAGGUGACAUUGAUCAUGGUGGGUCUUGAUAAUGCUGGGAAAACUGCAACAGUAAAAGGAAUCCAAGGAGAAUCCCCUGAAGAUGUGGCUCCAACAGUUGGAUUUUCUAAAAUCGAUCUUAAACAACAAUGGUUUGAAGUCACAAUUUUUGACUUAGGAGGUGGAAAACGUAUUCGGGGCAUUUGGAAAAAUUACUAUGCUGAAUCCUAUGGAGUAAUAUUUGUUGUGGAUUCAAGUGAUGUGGAAAGAAUGGAAGAGACAAAAGAUACAAUUUCAGAAGUUCUAAGACAUCCUAAGAUAUCAGGGAAACCUGUAUUAGUAUUAGCAAAUAAACAAGACAAAGAAGGUGCCUUGGCAGAAGCAGAUGUGAUUGAAUAUUUAUCUCUUGAAAAGCUUGUCAAUGAGCACAAAUGCCUGUGUCAGAUUGAGCCUUGUUCUGCUAUUGUGGGCUAUGGAAGAAAAAUCGACAAAUCGAUAAAGAAAGGUUUACUUUGGCUGUUGCACACUAUAGCAAAAGAUUUUGAUGCCUUACAUGAAAGAAUUCAGAAAGAUAUCACAGAACAAAAAGUCAUUGAAGAGCAAGAGAAACGAGAGCGAGCAGAAAGAGUGAAGAAGAUAAGGAAAGAAAGAGAACAAAAAGAGAGAGAAGAAAAUGAACGGGAAGGAAGGAGCAUUUUGGAUGAAGACGACUCUGAGCCUGUAACUGGAAACCCGUUUCAGGCCAUAUCAACUAUAAUCACUAAGAAUGAAAAGAAAAUUGAAAAAGAGAAGAAGAGGCAAAGGGAAGAGAAUGAAAAGAUUGCUAUUGGCUUGAAACCUAAAACAAAUCAGGAGAUAAUAGAUGUUCAGAGUCUGAACAGUGAGCAAUCCAACGAACAGAGACUGAUAGAAAACUAUAAAUCUGCAAUAACACAACAAAUAGAACACGAAGAUGAGAAUGACCAGCAGAUCUCAGAAAGUCUUGACUCUGGUGAUAAUGCCACUUUGAAUCCAGGAACAGAAAACAGUAAAAAGAAAGCAAAGAAACUAAAAUUAAAAAGGAAUCAUCGAGUUGAGCCAGUCAAUUCAGAAGAAAUUGUUUCCCCACUUCCUACUCCAAUUGCAAUUCAUGCACCAGUUGGAUGGGAAACACCAAAAGUUAACAGAAUUCGAAAACUUGAGCCCCUUGGUGAAACUCAUCAUAAUGAUUUCUAUGGAAAGCCAUUGCCGCCACUUGCUAUCCAUCAAAGACCUAACAGCGAUAUGCAUGGUGUUAUUUCUUAACCAGCAGUCACUUUGUAGCUUUCAAGAGGAAUCCAAAAUAACAUUACAUUAGACAUUGCUUUCUUUUUUGAAGAGAUACCUGCUAUUCUUACAAGUUGCUGGGCAAGGGCAUCAUGGUUACAUUGGGUUCCUGGUAAGAAUGUUUCUUUUAAAUGUUAACAAUCCUGCUUCCUCAAUUUACCAGCUACUCUUCAAAGUUGAUAUGGAACAAGGAAACUCAUACAAGCAGAAUUCUUGCAAAAGAAAUGACAACAGGAUAUUUAUUUCCCUUGCUGAAAACAAUACUCUCAAGACCAAACUCAACUUGAUUAUGCACAUACAUGCUUUCAGUUUGGCUAAAUAUUUUUCUAUAUUCAACACUUCAAGAGUUUUUUUUAAAAAAGUACAUGCAUGCUCAAAUGGGAAAAAAUA